Bombyx mandarina (wild silkworm) is the source of this 669-nucleotide messenger RNA. RefSeq names its product carboxylic ester hydrolase. Lineage: Eukaryota; Metazoa; Arthropoda; Insecta; Lepidoptera; Bombycidae. The record is from RefSeq and is a predicted model, not a curated record.
AUGUAUGGUCUAACCAAUAAGGAAGGGUUGAUGUCUUUAGGCGACUUUAACCCGUGGAUUGAUCUAAUGAAUGAAGAUUUCAGUGCAUUCUUACCUGGAGACCUUAAAUUUGAAAGUGUAGAUGAAAUGAAAGAGAUCGCAGAAGCUGUUAAGAAAUUUUACUUCGGUAAUAAACCAAUAGAUAGUAACAUGGAUAUGAAUUUCGUUGACUUUCAAACAGAUACUCUGUUUGUUUAUUCAAUGUUGAGAAAUAUUCAGUUACAAAUAGCCGCUGGUGAUACUAAUAUAUAUUUAUAUGAGUAUUCGUAUUACGAAGAUGAUUCAAAAUUCCAAGGUGCAACCCAUUGCAGACAGACCAGAGCUGUCCGUGAUGAAACAGAUGAUGGAUUUUCACAAGAAUACAUAAAUAUCAAAAGACUAUUGAGGCAGGCGUGGAUCAAUUUCAUUAAAACAAAUAACCCAGUUCUCGAUAGCUCACCAGUACCUUCUUGGCCCAAUGUGAACAAGUACGGAUCGCCACACUUAUCCGUGGGAAAAAACAUCGAGCUACGAGGACCACUGAUCAAGAAAAAGUUCUCCUUCUGGAACAGUAUCUACGAGAAGCAUUACAAAACUCCACAACCACCAAGGACAUUUACAUUGAAUUCGGAGGCAAAGAAUUCAGCGUAG